Molecule: messenger RNA, 4044 nt
Organism: Pungitius pungitius (ninespine stickleback)
Lineage: Eukaryota; Metazoa; Chordata; Actinopteri; Perciformes; Gasterosteidae
Gene: tmem161b
Product: transmembrane protein 161B
Exons: 12
Coding region: 231-1712 (493 amino acids)
Source: RefSeq, a predicted model, not a curated record
AGCGUGACCUCUACUGCAGUUGAAAAUACUCGGGACCGGAGGUUGAAUCCAUUGAUAUUUUACGAUGUGACCCAACUCCGCAAGAAUACUGUGACAAUUUGAAUAGGAAUCCCCUUCAUUGUGUGCAUAACCAUCGCACGAAGGGCUUAUGUGCUCCUCGCCGCUUGAUUUCCGACUCGGGGUGCUCAGUGUUGUUCGGGUAAAGUCCGUUUCAGCUGCACCGCAUCAACAUGGGUGUGAUUGGUGUGCAGCUGGUGGUUACCAUGGUAAUGGCCAGUGUAAUUCAGAAAAUCAUACCUCAUUAUUCCUUCGCAAGAUGGCUACUCUGCAGUGGCAGUCUGCAGUGGUAUCAGCACCCUACGGAAGAUGAGUUGAGGAGCUUAGCUGGAAAACAAAAAGGACAGAAGAAGAAAGACAGGAAGCACAAUGGCCACAUAGAGAAUAAGCCACUCACGGUUCCCAAGGACAUCGAUUUGCAACUGGAGACGAAAUACAUUGCGGAAGUCGACACAUUAGCAUUACACUAUUUCCCGGAGUUCCAGUGGCUGGUGGAUUUCACAGUAGCGGCAACUGUGGUCUAUCUGAUAACAGAGCUCUACUACAGCAUGGCUCAGCCCUCGGGAGAGAUGAACAUCAGUGUGGUCUGGUGCCUGUUAGUGAUCGCUUUUGUCCUUAAGACCCUUUUCUCUCUAACGGCCCACUACUUCAAGCUGGAGGAAGGAGGCGAGCGUUCACUCUGCAUUACCUUCGCUUUCUUCUUCUUUGUCAAAGCCAUGGCCAUUCUCAUUGUCACUGAAAACUACCUGGAGUUUGGUCUGGAGACAGGUUUUGCAAACUUCUCUGACAGCGCUUUACAAUUUCUGGAGCACCAGGGCUUAGAUUCCCAGGGUCCCAUAUCCAAACUCACCUUCAAGCUGAUCCUGGCUCUGCUCUGCUCCCUGAUUGGAGCAUUUCUAACAUUCCCCGGUCUACGAUUGGCUCAGAUGCACCUCGAUGCUCUGAAUCUCACCACAGACAAAUUUACACAGACUCUGCUUCAUAUCAACUUCCUGUCCCCUCUUAUCAUGGUCCUUCUGUGGGUGAAGCCCAUUACCAAGGACUACCUAAUGAACACCACUCUGGAAAAGGAGAACGUGCCUUUGAUGACCGAGGACACGUAUGAUACGUUGCGGUUAUGGGCCAUCAUAAUGAUGUGUAUGCUGCGGCUCGUUUUGAUGAGACAUCAUCUGCAGGCCUACCUCAACCUGGCCCAGAAGGGUGUGGACCAGAUGAAGAGAGAGGCGGGACGGAUAAGUACCGUUGACCUGCAGAAGAUGGUUGCUCGUGUUUUUUACUACUUGUGUGUGAUCGCACUACAGUAUGUGGCACCACUCGUGAUGCUGCUGCAUACGACCUUGCUGCUCAAAACCUUAGGCGGACACUCCUGGGGGGUCUAUCCUGAAGAAGAAGCCCUGCCUUGCCUGUACGAGGUUCACUCUGACUAUGUGAAUGGGGCGGCACCAAUAGCAGCCCCCGCACCAGCCCCACUGGUGGAAGCCGGAGCGCGGGCGUCAGUAGCCCAGCUGUCGGUGGCCCUGGGGGGCCUGCGGACUGUCUUCAGCCCGUUGCUUUUCCGGGGCCUCUUCUCCUUCUUCACGUGGUGGAUCGCCGCCUGCCUCUUUUCCACGUCCCUCUUCGGCCUCUUCUACCAUCAGUAUCUCAUGGCGGCGUAGCACCGCCGUCACGUCGCCAGAGGGCCGCUCAGAAAGUACUGUGUGGCGGGGUAGCGGAGGCCCGGCGAUGACUCGGCUCCGCAACGCCUCCUCUCCCUUCCUUCCCCCCUCCGACCACCUCAUCAGUGACUGACCAUAUCAUCAGUGCUCCUGGUUCAGCUUCCAGUGCUUCCUCCACAGAUGACUCUUGUCAUCGUUUUUACUACAUCCACUACCUUUUUAUUUUGAGAAUAAGAUGUCUAAACCUUGAUCAUUGACUAAAGCAUGGGUUAGAGGAGUAGGAACUGCCAUAGGUCAUACAUUGGGUUACUAAUGAGGAUUCAGUCCAGUUUUUUUGUGUAAAUUCUGAAAAAAACAUGAGGUUAACAUGUUUGUUUUUGUUUUUAAAUCUCAGAUCCCGAUGACUAUUCCUUUUUCAUUGUUCUCAGAGUGUUCAGAUCUGCUUAUUUCCAUUCAUGUCAUGGGACAACUUCUUCUGAGUCGGGCUGUCUUUGUCCGAUUCCUGGCUGUUGUCCUAAUUUAAAUCCUUUCUUUUUUCUGUGCUCACUAAGGCUUCUUUAACAGUGUGUCAGUAGUGAGUUACAUCAGACUUACUCUGCAUAAGUGGAAACAUGCUGUUAAGUUAGUUAUGUUGGUUGGUACCAACUUGACUUAGGCGUUGAAUACCAUCUAUAUUCCAGUCUGUGAUUUGGCGUAUUUCCCACAAUGAUGCAUUGUAAAGAAGCUACAUUUAGGUCAUUACCUUUGGCGAUGUUGGUGGAGGUUCAUAUGUGACUUCGGUCACAUGUAAGAUCACCUUUUUGUAUUUUUCGUAAGUUUUGGGGAAACUGACAACUGCUAUUUUUGUGCCCCGUGACACUGUUUGAUCAAAACUUUAAAAUAUGUGUAUAUUUUUACUUAAUUCCAUUGCCUCGGACCAAAGAAGUGUCUGAACUAGUCUUAAAAGAAGAGGGAGCAGGAGGGAGGACGGUGCAGUCUGGAGAGAGGACAACUGAUGAAGAGCUGUUCCUACAAAAGAGAAAGAUGUUAAACAUCUCAUUGACUUGAAGCUGAAGUAUUUAAAUGUUUAUUCUGCCUUGUAAAGUCAUCGGUGUUAACUGAGCCAUUUUAGAAGUUAUGAGAGUAUUUAGAGCUCUUUCUUUACCAUCAUCAAUGAUUUAAAGGGAGGACGGCGCUCAGGGCUCAGUGGAGGUUUGUGUUUGAGUCUGUGUGUCUGCAUGUAUAAGGUCUCUGCUGUAGGUCAUCUGUAUACUCAACGGGCAUUUACAUCAAAAGAGGAUGAUACCAACUACUGUCUGAGGUUGGUCUGCUUUCCUAUUCGCUAACUUUUAGCCAGCUGUUGUUUUUCAAGCGGAUUUGGGAACCAUUUUCUUUCGGUUUUAAAUCUUUUUCUGAUUGAUCAAAGUGUGAAUUUUUGAUUUUUAGAAUGGUGCCAAGUGAGUCUGUUUCCCCGUCCCAAUGGCUACAGAUUUGGUGUGUGUGCGCCACUGUUUAAACGCAUAACCGUACUACAACUAUGCGGCCUUCGGUUUUCUGUAGAUUCAUUAUGAGGGAAUCAAAGCCCUGAUUCACAGCACGACGCAGUGGUAUUUAUGAUGUCUCUUGGCCUGCUGUAAUUCUUUGGUGGGUGAAUGUGCGCAGAAAUAGCUAGAAACGGCCAAUAUGAUUGUCCAGUCCAUUCAGGAAUGGAGACUACGUUGUGCCAGAUUGAUUACAGAUCACCUAAUCGUUUAGUGCAUUGUGUCAUAGAACUGUAAUUCAUGAAAUCCACCUUUUUACACAUUCAAGUAGAGUCGUUUCAUUGGUUUUAGUUCCUGGAGUCAAAAGUCUUAACUUCUGUUUUGUAUCUUUUUAAAUGAUGGGGAAUAUGCACACAACGAAUGUAUCCAUCCUGCCUGAUUUCGAGAUCAUUUUGAUGAAAGUGAUUUUUAAUGCUAAACAUAUUUAACACUCCCAUUCCCAGCUCCUCCUGAGCUCUUAAUUACCAACCGUGAAAUUUAGCUUUUCCUAAUGACUAAUUUAAUUGAUUAUUGUUUCUUUGGUAUUUAUUUCACAUGCCUAGGUCUGUAAACAUUUCUAAUGUUAACAUCACUUUUUUUUAUUAUAGAAGCGCUUGAUGGCUUACAUUGUUUGACCAGUUGCAGAUUAACCCUUUUUUUCAAUGGUCCGAUCUGUAAAGAAGGAAAAAAAAGCAGAAAUACUGAUUAUUCAGUGGUCUGAUGAGGCAUUGUUCUUUCUGUUUGUUAUCACUGAAAGUGUUAAGUUCACUACACUCAUUGUUGUGUAUUUAUUUCUGCUUUAGAUUGUGUCUUAAAAUAAAUAAUGUGCUUUA